GUGCUGACACGACAGAGCUUUGUCUCGUGUUUGCAAAACCCCCGAUCCAAGCGGGGUCUAUAAAGAGGCCUGGUACUGCCCAGUAUCUGGCCUGGGCUGAACUUCACACAGUGACAAUGGGCAAGGUUAUCUUCUACGAAGACAGGAGCUUCCAGGGCCGUCACUACGAGUGCAGCAGUGACUGCCCGGAGAUGCAGAACCACUUCAGCCGCUGCAACUCGAUAAAAGUUGAGGGUGGCUGCUGGGUGGCCUACGAGAAGCCCAACUACACCGGCUACCAGUACAUGCUGCACAAGGGCGAGUACCCCGACUACCAGCGCUGGGCGGGCUUCAACGACUGCAUCCGCUCCUGCCGUAUGGUGCCACCUUACAACGGAAACUACCGGAUGAAGAUCUUCGAGCGCUCCGACUUCGGCGGCCAGAACAUGGAGCUCAUGGACGACUGCCCCGACCUGCACGAGCGCUUCCACACCCGGGACAUCUCCUCCGCCAACGUCAUGGAGGGCUACUGGAUGCUGCACGAACACAGCAACUACAGGGGGCGCCAGUACUUCCUGCGCCCCGGCGAGUACAGGAGGCACAGCGAGUGGGGGAGCAACAGCCCCACCAUCGGCUCUCUGAAGCGCGUCACCGAGAUCAACUGAUCCGGUUGCCUGUCGCCCUCACUGUCGAGCCCCCCCGCCCCCCCCCGACCCUCACGUUCCCCAGCAGUGUUUCAGUGUGGUCAUAGCACUGUGGUGUCCAAACAUGAAGUUUUAAAUUCACCUGUGGGGGGGCUUCUGGUGCGUCUGAUGUUGGGUUCUGGUUUUUUGUUGGCCGGCUCUGCAUUCCUCCCCAACGCAAAGUGGUUUGCCUCGCAGGUCCCCAACCUCCUGUCCUACUGGAAACCCAAUAAAUGAAAACUUGAUGAAAGUCA
This is a messenger RNA of Platichthys flesus (European flounder), 916 nucleotides long. RefSeq names its product crystallin, gamma MX (gene crygmx). Bases 117 to 644 code for a protein of 175 amino acids. Gene Ontology annotation, molecular function: structural constituent of eye lens. NCBI's taxonomy places the organism in Eukaryota, Metazoa, Chordata, Actinopteri, Pleuronectiformes, Pleuronectidae. The transcript is spliced from 3 exons. Gene Ontology annotation, biological process: lens development in camera-type eye; visual perception. The record is from RefSeq and is a predicted model, not a curated record.